This is a messenger RNA of Porites lobata, 1782 nucleotides long. The record is from the annotation of a GenBank genome assembly. NCBI's taxonomy places the organism in Eukaryota, Metazoa, Cnidaria, Anthozoa, Scleractinia, Poritidae.
AUGAGAGAAUUACCAGCUUUGGAAGGUGAUUAUGAUGAACCUACAACAUCUAGACCAAGAUCACCUACACGUUAUAACAUUGAAAAAAAUCUUGACAAUGUGGAUUUAGGAGUAUUGAAGGAUAUGGGCUACCCAAGGCCAAAUGAUUUUUUUGAUACUAACCCUGAAAGACUUAGAGAAAUACGUGAUGAAGUAAAAAAUGAUGUAAAAGUUACUACAGGACAAAUAGCUGGUUUGCAGAGAAAAAAACAAAAAACAGAAGAUGAAAAAAUGGAAAUAGAAUUUAUUCAAAUGCAAAAAGAUUUACUACAUAAAUACAAAAACAUUCUUGAACUUUAUUUAGGUUCGCUUGAGUAUAAAAUGGGGCAAGGAAUGAUUUACUUUAACAACCCACAUCAACUUCUAGACAGACUUGAAUUACUCGGUGGUUCAAUUCUUGCUGGGAAUAAUGGUGUGAUACCUGAGUUUUCUCAAAUAGCACAUCUUCUCAACCAAAUGAAAGUAAUUACAAAAAAACAACUAAAUGAUUUAAUAGAAACUUAUAUAACAAUUAGAUAAAAAUGGAAGAACGAGCUAUUCACAUUUCUUCAAUAAACAGGGAAAAAAGAGGAACAAGCAAACCUGGUGAUUUUACUAUUAAGUUUAAUCCAUCUUUGAAACUUGACCCUGAAAAGAAACAUCAACUUGCUCUUGAUCGGUUGUCCAUGACUUACUCUUGGUACAACAUUAGAAGUGAUUAUGGAAACAAUAAAAUCAAAUACACUCAUGAUGGAACCAACUGGCAAACAAUUACUUUUACAGAUGGAAUGUAUUCCUACUCAGAUAUUAAUGAUUACAUUCAUCAAUAUAUGUCUCAAAAGUCUCAUCACACAACAGAUUCGGGUGGAAAGAAAACUUAUUCAAUUAAUCUAACUUUUAUACUAUCCACCUAUCGAGUGUUAGUAUCACUUGAUGGUGAUUAUCAACUUGAUUUGAGAGGAACAGAAUUUGGAGACCUGAUUGGAUUUGAAAAGAAACUUAUUACAAAAACAGAGUAUGGAUCAAAACUACCAAAUAUCACAAAUUCGAUUGAUGUGUUAAAUAUCAACACAACCGCAAUAACUGAUAGCAUUGUAAAUGGAAUAAAUACAAAUACCAUUGCUGUGAUACCAACUGAUAAUCUUACAAGGUCUUUUCCAUUUUCAUUUGAACCUAAAAGACCUUUGUAUUGUCCUGUAUCAACAUUUCACAUUGAUGAAAUGAGAAUCUAUGUGACAGACUCACUUGGAAGACCAGUAGAUUUAAAUGGUAUUGAUUGGUUUAUGACUUUGAUACUCCAUUCAAUGUAAUACUUCGUAGUUAUAUAACUAUUAAAAUAAAAUGAUGCGAAAAUCAGAGUUUAAAAUGAAACUUGACCCUGAAUUGGGGAGAUAUACAAGACAACAUAUUUAUGGUGAAGGAAUGAUGAAUGUGUUUAAAUCUAUUGGUUCAAAAUUAUUUGGAAAGACAAUGAAAAAGCUGCUAAAAAAGGUGUUGAAAAAGCACUAACAUCAGCUGCAACAAAAACUGGUGAACAUGUUGGUAAAAAGGCUGGUGAUAAAAUAGUUCAAAUGUUAUCAAAAGGCACUCCCUCCCGAAAACCCCCUGCUAAAAAAGUUAAUUUUAAUAAAAAUGUAGAAACAAUAACUCAACAAGAGAUAGAUCAAAUGUUGAAUAACCUUAUUAGGGGAGGUUCAACACGUAAGAGAAAAAUUAUAUAAUUAUUAAAAUAAAAUGAAGUCUUUUAGAAAUCCAAAUAUUUAG